GCUUACUCGGAGGGUCAAGGGCCAUGCUGCUCUUGCGCCUGCGCCGCAAGCAAUGCCCGAGCGCCUGCGCAACCUCUGCGCGCGGGGAAGGGACAUCAAUAGAGCCGGGGCUCUCGCGUGCGAUUGUGAAAAACGGGAGUCACGCACAGGACGUAAACAUGGCGGAGUCCGAGGAAGCAAAGCGAUCGGAGAGUGACCUGGACGAGCAGCGGCAGUUUGGGGAGAUGUCCGGCAGACGGACGCUGGGAGGAGUGGGGGACAGUAUCCGUGGGCUGCAGUUCAGCAGUGAUGAUGAGGAGGGAGGAGGAAGAUUGAGGCCGGCCCCACGGUGCUCAGAGGGGGAGGCACACAGCUCGCUGGGAGAGGCGGAGGAGGAGCUGGACGGGGCUCCGGUGAUCCGAGCCGAUGAUGAGGAUGAGGAAGAGGCGGACUGGGGCAUGGACACGGGCGAGGCCGUCGCUGAGGAGAUGGACAGGCGGGAGGACCUGCGCUCCGAGCCUCCGAGCGAGGGGUCUGAGACGAGCACGCACUCAGACUCUGGCCCCGGAACAGGGGCUGAUGUGGAGAUGAGCCCUGUUGAGGAGUCCCAGGACACCGCUGUCUCGACUGAACCCCGCCUGGGUGGAGCAGUCCCGUGUGAAUCUCGGGAGACCGGGCACCAGGCGGGGGACACACCUGAGACGGAGAGUGGCAGCAGAGAGGGCGGCUGCCUCUUCCCUCCCGUGGACAUCAAAGAUGAGCCGAUAGACGAGGAGUAUGACCGCGCCCUCGCGCCCCAGCCCCCGCCCCCACCCAAGCGCAUCAAAGAUGAACCCGAAGCUUCAGAGGAGUUGGUCCAGCACCAAAAAACGUUGGAGGAACUGAGGAUCAGCUCGGUGUUCUCUGUCGGGGGAAACUCCACCUCCCCCUCAGCUCCAGCUGGCCCUCCUCAGCCCUCUCUCUCUGGGGGGGGGCGGGGUGCAUCCAGAGGGGGGCGGACGGACACGCCCCCGGCCCCGCCCCCGGGCCCCGCCCCGCCCCCCCGCAGCUCCACGCCCAGCGGGGGGGUGCGUGCGUCCUGCUCGGGCUGCUGCAAGGUGCUGCAGAAGGGCCAGACCGCCUUCCAGCGCAAGGGCUCCUCCCAGCUCUUCUGCUCCACCGUCUGCCUCACGGGCUGCACCCUGCCCCCCGCCCCCCUCAAGCCCCCCGCCCCCCGCAAGACCUGCCACUACUGCCUCAAAGAGAUCCAGAACCCCAAGGAUGUGAUCAUCGCUCCGGUGGACGCCAGCGGCACGGUGAAGGACUUCUGCAGCCAGGCGUGCCUGUCCUCGUUCGGCGUGAAACGCACCCGCAAACCGCCGCCCGAAACCACCGCCAUCCGCUGCAGCGUGUGCAAGAAGACCGCCACGAUUAACCACGAGGUGAACUUCCAGGGCACGGUGCACAAGCUGUGCAGCGAUGGCUGCUUCUCGCGCUUCCGCUCCUCCAACAACCUGGCGCUGAACUGCUGCGAGGCGUGUGGGAGCUACUGCUACAGCAGCGCCGGACACUGCCUCCUGCUGCACAUAGAGGGCGCCACCCGCAAGUUCUGCAGCCAGGCCUGCCUCACCGCCUACAAGCAGAAGGCGGGCAGGGCGAUCCCGUGUGCAGGGUGUCAGGGUCUGCGCUCGGUGGUGGAGAUGGUGGAGGGGGCGGGGCCUGAGGGAACGAUCCAGCUGUACUGCACUGCUGCCUGCAGCGCUACGGCUAACGGCACCCCCACUGGCAUCACAGGGGCCUCGUUCCCCUGCACCAGCUGCAGGCUGGUCGCUGUACCGCAGUUCCAUCUGGCCCUGAACGAUGGCAGCAUCCGCAACUUCUGCUCCUACAACUGCGUCCUGACCUUCCAGGCUGGACUGAAUAAAGGCCUUCCUCAGGGGCCGGUGAACGGAGGCUCUUCUGCGCCGGAGUCCGUCUCCGCCCCCCCCUCUGGAGUACCCCAGCCCCCCCCGGCUCCUGCCACCCUGCCCCCCCUCUCUGCUCCACGGCAUGGCCAGGCCCCGCCCCACGGACUAGCCCCGCCGCUUGGCCCUGCCCUUGUACAAGCCCCGCCCUCCCCAGCAACUCACGGACAUGGCCCCGCCCUUCCCGCUGGGUUACCGCGUGACCCCGCCCCUGACCAGGCCCCGCCCUCUCUGGGUGUUGGCUCCGCCCCUCUCUCCCUGGUGAAGCUCAGCUGCAGGCAGUGUCGCCGCCUCUUCUCCUCCAAACCAGAGCUGCUGCUGUUCAAGGGCCAGAUGCAGCUCUUCUGUGGAAGGCAGUGCACAGAGGCCUACAGGAAGGUGAACUUUGUGACUGCGCGCUGUGAGUACUGCAAGCUCGACAAGAUGAUCCGAGAUGUGAUCAAGUUCAACCGAGUGGACCGUGCCUUCUGCAGUGAGGGCUGUAAGCUGCUGUUUAAGCACGACCUGGCGAAGCGCACGGGGAACCCGUGUCGGACCUGUGCGUACUGCACCAGCACGGCACAGAAGAUGAUCCAGAACCACUUCGGCGGGAAGCUGGAGGAGUUCUGCAGGGAGGAGUGCAUGGCGCUGUACACCGUGCUGUUCUACCAGAUGGCGAAGUGUGACUGGUGCCAGCGGCAGGGGAAACUCCAGGAGGCGCAGAAGUGGCUGGGGGAGAUGAAGCACUUCUGCAACCUGUCCUGUCUGCUGCUCUUUAGCCACCAGCAGAGCAGCACCUACCAGCAGCAGCAACACCCCACCCAGAGCAGCACCUACGAGCAGCAGCAACACCCCACCCAGAGCAGCACCUACGAGCAGCAGCAACACCCCACUCAGACCUGCACCUACGACCAGCAGCAACAACAUCCCGCCCAGACCUGCACCUACGACCAGCAGCAACAACAUCCCGCCCAGACCUGCACCUACGAGCAGCACAGCCUGAUGUCAGGGGCCAUUGCCCUCCCUGCACACAUUCCCACAGGUGCCGUUCCUGCUGGUCUGGCCCCCCUGCCCCCCCCCGCCGCAGCUCCUGCAGCUCUGCCUCUCCUCCCCAUCUACGCCUCCAAGGAGGCCACGCCCGUCAUCGCUAAUGUGGUGUCGCUCGCCAGCGCCCCCACAGGCCAGCCCUAUGUCACUGCAAAUACAGCACUGCCAGGGGCUGUUCCUACAACAUUAAUCCAGACCAAGAUCAACGGAGAUGCCAGCACUCAGACAGAUGCGCUAAGGCUCCCUGCUGCACCCCGCAGGGUGCUGAAGAACAAGGCUCUGCUCUGCAAACCCAUCAGCCAGAACAAGGGCACCCUCUGCAGACCCCACCAGCAGAGCACAGAGUCCCAGACAGAUGAAGUGCACGGGCAGAAGAUCCUGUUGUUGCCGGUUCCUGUCCCCGUCUUCAUUCCUGUGCCGAUGCACCUGUACGCCCAGUACACGCCCCUGCCUGUGGGCCUCCCUGUCCCGCUGCCUGUGCCGAUGUUCGUGCCCUCCUCUCUGCACCGUCCUGAGAGCAAGAGCCCCCCCGCCGCCCCCAAGGCUGAGGAGGAGGAAGAGGAGGAAGAGGAGAAGGACAAACCCAUCUCUUAUGGAGACCAGGGCAGCACCUACAGUGGGGAUUUGGAGUCAGAGGGCUUGUCCACACCCCUGAGCUGGGAGGAGGAGCCAGCCCCCAGCGCACAGCGAUUGGCCACACCUGACUGCGAGGACCCUCCUGCCACCUCGGCCACGCCCCCUCUGAUGGACCUGGAAGCCGACUUCCCUCUCGAGUCCUUGGAUCCAGAAGCCAGUAAAGGCCUGGGCGUGACCCCGCGACACAGAGGCCGGAGGAGACCUGGAGACAGUUUCCCCCCCAGGAAACGGGUACGACCUGCAUCCCCUGAACCUCGAGAUGUUCCAUUGGCAUCGAAGCCUGAAACUCGAGAUGUUCCAUUUGCCUCUAAACCUGAAUCUCGAGACCCAUUCACAUCUAAACCUGGACCUCCGAAUGUCCCACACGCUGGACCUCCAAACUUCCCCCACCCUGAACCGAGAAACCUCCCAUUCGCUGCUAAUCCUGAAUCCCGGAACUACUCCCACUCUGAACCUAAAAACCUCCCUUUCUCCUUGAACCCUGAAUCUCGAAACUUCCCUCACCCUCAACCUCGAAGCUUUCCCCAUCAUGAACCUCGAAACUUUCCCCAUCAUGAACCUCGAAACUUUCCCCAUCAUGAACCUCGAAACUUUCCCCACCAUGAACCUCGAAAUUUCCCGUUCGCUGCUAAUCCUGAAUCUCGAAGCUUCCCCCACUCUCAACCUCGAAACUUUCCCCACCAUGAACCUCGAAAUUUUCCCCACCAUGAACCUAGAAACCUCCCGUUCACCUCUAACCCCGAAUCUCGGAACUUUCCCCACCAUGAAUCUCGAAACUUCCCCCACCCUGAACGUAGAAACCUCCCGUUUCCACCUAACCGUGAUCCUCGAAAUUUCCCACACUUUCCUAACCCCGAUGGCUUCGGGCGGAAGGAGGCCUCAGCGGUCGCUGCUGGCAGUCCUGCGUGCACGGCAGUGCCCCCUGGUGGCAGACCCAAGCUGCUGCACAUGUAUGGAGUGAACGCCUGGAAGAGCUGGGUGCUGUCUGAGCGGGGGAAACCAGGCAGCGGACACGACCGGCUGAAGGAGGACGUGCUGCAGUGCAGCUCGGUGGAGCUCAGCGAGGGGCUCUGCCGCUUCGUUACCGAGGCUCGCCGGCCCAGCGGGGAGCCCUACACCCCCGACAGCAUCUUCUACCUGUGCCUGGGCCUGCAGCAGUACCUGCUGGUGAACGGACGGAUAGAGAACCUGUUCACUGACCCUCUGUACAGCAACUUCAGCCUGCUGAUCACCUCCAUACUGAGAGCCUGGAGACCUACUGUACUACCCAACGGGUCACUGCUGUCGCGGGUGGAGGAGGACUUCCUCUGGGAGUGUAAGCAGCUGGGCGCGUACUCCCCUGUGGUGCUGCUCAACACGCUGCUGUUCUUCAGCGCCAAGAUGCUGCUCCUGCACACACUUCCCCAGCACCGCCGCCUGUCCUUCUGCUGCCUGCAGCGCUGCUCCCGCCAGGACCCCCACACACGCACACACACCUCCGUCCUGCGCUACACGCCCCCCAAACCCAGCCCCCGCUCAGAGGCAGAGCGGAUUGUGUCGCCAGUGAAGAGGAAGUUGAAGGAAGAGGAGGAUGAAGAGGACGAUGAAGAGCAGGAUGUGUUGGAGAUGCCCGAGAACACUGAGAACCCACUGAGAUGCCCUGUGAGGCUGUAUGAGUUCUACCUGUCCAAGUGGUUCGGUGAAGCACUAGAGUCGGACGUAGAAGACGAAGGAAAGGAAGAUCAGGGGAAUGUUGAUCUUGAAAACUCCUUGGAGGAGUUUGACCUGGAUUUAGGCCUGGAUGAUUCUAAUUUAUGUCCGAGUGGUGUGUCUGACGAUGACUCCAGCAGCAGCAGCAGCUGCAUGGAUCAGCUUGUCCUGGAAGCCCGGAAUCACUCUGACCUCGCAGAUCUGGUGCCCAGCGUUACGGGCUUAACAGUGAAGACAAUCAGCAAGAGGCCAAAUGGAAAAAGGAAAUUUGACAAAAGACACUAUUGUUUUUAUUGUAAGAAAGCAUACUGCAAACUAGCGAGACACCUGGAGAUGAAGCACGCCAAAGAAGCCGAUGUCGCUCUCGCUCUUGAUUUUCCGAAAGGCUCCAGACGGAGGAGCAUGUUGCUGGAGCAGAUACGCAGCAGGGGUGAUUUUCACCACAACGUGGAGGUGCUCAAGCAGGGGGCCGGAGAGCUGGUGACCUGGAAGAGCCCUGUGGGCGGCAAGGCUCCCUCUGACUUCCUGCCCUGCCAGUACUGUCUGGGCUUCUUCAGUAAGAAAGACUUGUGGAAGCACCAAGCCUGCUGCAGGUGCAAGCCAGAAACGGAAGUUAAGAGCGGCGUUAAGAAACGAGUGCAGUCGAUUUCCUCCGAACUUCUUCCUUUGCCGAAUGAGAACGUGGGAGCCUGCAAGGCGGUUCUGCACAGGAUGAACAUCGAUGAUGUGUCACAGCAAGUGAAAAAGGAUCCUCUCAUAUGCAAAUAUGGCGACAUGUUAAUUUCAAAGCACGCAGACGGCGAUACACAAUACGUUGCCUCGAAGAUGCGGGAUUUGGGCAGGUUUGUUCUCGCAGUCCAAAAAAUCGAUCGCAGCGUUAUGUGUCUGCAGGACGUGAUUUCGCCAUGCAGAUUUGAUUUAGCAGUGGACGGUGCACAGAGAUUGGCAGGCUAUGACCCUACCACUCGCAAACACAAAACCCCGUCCGUCUUUCCGAAGAUCGGCUAUUCCCUACGGAAGGCAGCCGAGGUGGCUGUCGGAGAGUUUGUCAUCAAGCGUGACGUCGAAGCGGAAGGUAACGCCAAAGAGUUCAUCAGGCUGCUGCAGUCGGAUUGGAGUGCCUCAGCAUCGUGUCGCGUCCCCAGCUCCCGGCCAAGGCUGAGGAGAUGUGAGGUCGUCCCUUUGACCGAAGAUGUGAUGGAGUUUCAGGAGUUCCUCCAGGACGCUGCAGAACGGGCUCGGGCAGAACUGCAGGAGAAGCCCAGCCUGGCUGCCUGGACGAAGCUCAGCCAGUUGCUUCUGUCGGAAAUCGCCGUUUUUAACGGUAGACAGGAGGGGGAAAUCGCCGUUUUUAACGGGAGACGGGAGGGGGAAAUCACCGUUUUUAACGGUAGACGGGAGGGAGAAGUUGCCGUUUUUAACGGGAAACGGGAGGGAGAAGUCGCCGUUUUUAAUGGUAGACGGGAGGGAGAAAUCGCCAUUUUUAACGGUAGACAGGAGGGAGAAGUCGCCAUUUUUAAUGGUAGACGGGAGGGAGAAAUCGCCAUUUUUAACGGUAGACGGGAGGGAGAAGUCGCAAAAAUGCUCCAGGACACGAACAUCAACAGGAACAAAACGCCCGUCAACACUGAGGGUUACAACAGCCUAACGGCGCUCGAACAACAGCUGGCCAAGAAGUUUAGCAGGAUCGAGAUACAGGGCAAAUGCGGCAGAAAAGAUCUUGUGCUCCUGACCGACAGCAUGUUGGCAUUGAUGGAAGUCCUCAAUAACAUGCGGGACAAAGUCGGGGUACCGCAAAGCAACCCCUACUUCUUUGCCACACUCAGAGCCGGAUCUCGCUUCCAAGCUGGGGACUUCCUGAGGUCGUGCGCGACGGACAGCAAAGCACAGCGCCCCGAGGACCUGACCACCCCGAGGCUGAGGACACCCGUCGCCAUGUUGUGUCAAAUGGCGGCUCUCCAGGACAACGUGCUGGAUCAACUAGCAGAAUCUCUGGGGCAUGGCCUCCGAGCACGUGGGGAGGAUGAGAGAUUAUCGGAGAAUAAGUUGCGGCUGAAGAAAAUCAGCGAACUCUUCCUCGCCAUGGAUGAGGAGACAGUAGACCUGCACUCUCCUGCAGAAGAUGAUGCUGCCGAUACAGAGCCGGAUGGAAGUGAACUCAGCCCUAGUGCCUCUAUGACACUUGAACCCAGAAGUGAACCCGGCCCUAGUGCCUCUACGACCUUUGAACCCAAAAGUGAACCUGGUCCUAGCACCUCUAUGACCCCUGUACCCGGAAGUGAACCUGGUACUAGUGCCUCUACGACCUGUGAACCUGGUACUAGUGCCUCUACGACCUGUGAACCCAGUCCAAGUGGCUCUAUGGCUUUUGAAUCCGGAAGUGAACCUGACCAAAUUGAGGCAGACUCCAGCCUACCCAGCCCUGACCCGGGGGCUGAGACGGGUACAGAGUCUGUAGGUGCAGUGCUACUGAAACCACAGAAGAAGAAGCCAUGGUCGGACGCGGAGCAGACGGCGGUGAAAAGUGGACUCUGCAGGUUCAUUGCCCAGAGGAAGGUCCCGGGGAAGGAGGACUGUGAGGCCUGUUUAAGAGCUAAACCAGGAAUCCUGCGCAACAGAUCGUGGAAGGAUGUGAAGUAUUAUGUCUACAACACUAUCCAAUCCAACAGAAAACGGGGCAUUACCUUUUUGCCAGAUGGCACUGAACAACCGGUGGGUGGGGCAGAUGGAGUGGUGACUAAAAAAAGACAAAUUCCUAGUAGAAGUAGAUGAGGAUGGAAAGAAUGAGGGAAGAAAGAAGGGAUGAACAGAGUGGUAUGACUGGAAAGGGCUGGAAUGAAAGGGUGAAAGGGUUCCGUGGAGAGAAGGGUGGUCGGGAAGAGAAGCAUCGUAAUGUUUUCACCUCUUUAUGGGGUGAGACCAUAAAUAUGAGAUUAGAAUAUUCUUCACUGAACAUGCUGAUGUAAUAAUGACUACUGGUAAAUGACAGAAAAUGCGUUCUAGAACACUGACAUAGAAUUUAGAAAAAGAAAAAAAGGAAACAUUCAGAAAAAAACCUCUUCACACAGUCAGUGUUAAAAAACCUCCUCUUCAUACAAUGAGUGAUAAUGGCCGAGAUCGGAGGUGAAAGUAUUGGCAGCAGUUAAAGUGGAGGAUUGAGAAGGGACUGAAGUAAAGUACUGACACAUUCCAGUGGACUGGGAGAUGCACUAAUGUGAAAAGGGGGUAUAUAAAAUGUGCCAUUGGUAUGUAGCUGGACAUUUGAAGUGUUUGUUAAACCAUUUAAAUCAACUUUUACCACCUUUUGUGUGCAACUAUUUUCACCAAUCUUUUGUACUACACGAGAAUGUUUGCUUGAAGGCACUAUGUGGAAACAUGCUGUUGUUGUGGAAUGGACUUGUUACCUGGAGACAGUCCUCAGUGUGGCUGCCAUCUGUGCCUUGUGCUCCCACCCUAACUCCUUAAGCUGUGUUUGUUUACGGUUUGCAUUUUACCUGAUGUCUCAGAAUAUCUCAGUACCUAACGUGCCAGUUAAAUGUACCGCUUAAUUUUACACAGCUGGAAAUGGGGGGGGCUCAAUUUUCUGUUUCGGUUGAAUGGUAAAACUUUUUUUU
Molecule: messenger RNA, 8887 nt
Organism: Conger conger (European conger)
Lineage: Eukaryota; Metazoa; Chordata; Actinopteri; Anguilliformes; Congridae
Exons: 33
Coding region: 24-8045 (2673 amino acids)
Molecular function (GO): zinc ion binding
Source: RefSeq, a predicted model, not a curated record